AUGUGCCAGUAUACUGAUCGUGUUGAUGACCCACUGCGACACUCAAGACUCCAGCUCUCUAGUGAAGAAAUCAUAGAGGCUGAUGAUGUCGAAGCCAGCCACGCAGAUGUUGCCGAGCCAACAGCUCCAGUGCAAACCGACGGUACCAAAGAUGAUGAGGUUGUCAUUAAUGGUACUGGCCAUACUGAGCCAAACAAUCCUGUCGCUUUAUCCAAACAUUCUGCCAAGGAAGAACUUGCUGCCUUUGGUAAAGGCAAGUGGAACGCUGAUCUGACGACUUACGCUGCUCUGAACGCCCAAGAUAUCCAUUCCGGCUAUUUGAACCGGCUGUAUACCAGCCGUGACUAUGAAGCCGGUCUGGUCAACAUGAUGAAAGACAAAUAUGAGGCGGAGCUGAAGACGAAAGAGAACCAAGUCAUCGAUCUUCAAGAAGCCCUGAAAACCCAACAAGCUGAAACCUCCAAAGCAAAAGAGGAAUUGGCCAGUGCUUUAAGCGCCAUGGAACAACUUAAGGAAAAAUUCAAAAAGAAACGGGCGAACUAG
Messenger RNA from Triticum aestivum (bread wheat), 543 nucleotides. RefSeq lists its product as uncharacterized. Lineage: Eukaryota; Viridiplantae; Streptophyta; Magnoliopsida; Poales; Poaceae. The transcript has 4 exons. The record is from RefSeq and is a predicted model, not a curated record. The coding region runs from base 1 to 543 and encodes 180 amino acids.